UCCCGCUCUGCGGCUGUGCCUGCGCCAGCCGCUAUGGAGCAGGGCCCGGCGGGGGGCUCCGCCGCCUCCGCGGCCGGCGGCGUGCUGCUGCCGCUGAGCGAGAGCGAGCAGCAGCGCUACUCCGAGCUCUUCUCGCGGUGCUGCCCGCCCCCCGAGGCGGCCGCCGGCGGCAGCAGCGUGGGCGAGCUGUUCCGGGCCUCCCAGCUGCCCCCGGACACGCUGCACCAGAUCACAGAGGUGUGUGGAGCCAAGCGUGUGGGGUACUUUGGUCCUGCCCAGUUCUACCUGGCCCUGAAGCUGAUCGCAGCGGCGCAGGCUGGCUUCCCGGUGCGCCUGGAGAGCGUGAAGAACGAGCUGCCUCUGCCGCGGUUCCCGGCGCUGCAGGCUGACGCCGACGCUCGCUAUGGGCCUCCCGCAGAGCUCCACCCGGUGAAGUUCCAGGUUCCACAUGCAGCCUUGGAGAAGAACUGCUACAAAAGAGCGGAGGAAGGAGACAAACAGGAAGCCAUGUCCCCACCCAUGUCUCCAAUCUGCUCCCCUCCUGCUUCUCCAUCUGCCUACCAGAGGAUCCCCUUCACUUAUGGAUAUGGCAAAGCCAGGAGUGGGCUGGAGCAGCAGCAUGGAGCUCCCUAUGAAGUCAGACACUCUGCACACCAGCAAGAUGGACCAGCAGCAGGAGGUUAUGGUGCCAAACCUGCACUUGCCUGUUCAGCUCUCAACCGGUCUCUUUCAGUGGAACGGGAGCAGCAGGACAGCAGCAGCCACUACUCGGAUGACCCUUGGAGGAUCACGGAGGAGCAGCGAGAUUACUACAUCAACCAGUUCAGGUCCCUGCAGCCCGACCUCAGCUCCUUCGUUUCAGGUUCCGUGGCAAAGAAUUUCUUCACAAAGUCCAAGCUGCCCAUCCCAGAGCUUUCUCACAUCUGGGAGCUGAGCGAUGUGGACUGCGACGGAGCCCUGACCCUGCCGGAGUUCUGCGCCGCCUUCCACCUGGUGGUGGCGAGGAAGAACGGGUACCAGCUGCCCGAGGCGCUGCCCGACACGCUGCUGCCCGGCUACCUGCAGGCGGCUUCCCUGAAGCCCAUCCAUGACUGCACCCUGUUUGAUUCCUACCCUGAGGCACUGCCAGGCAGCCAGCAGAGUCGGGAGUGCAGCCGGACAGAGGCAUCAGCUGAGGAGGCUCCUGAUAAGCCUGCCCUGACACAAGAUGGAAAGAAGGAUGACAAACAAGCUCUCAAAGCAAGUGCUGCUCUCAGAACCAUACCAAAGGAAUUUCAGCACUUCACCAUGAAAACAGCUGCUCAGGAACCCAACCCCAACGUGCUCAGAGCCAGACCACGCUCCAGGUCUUAUUCCAGCACAUCCAUAGAAGAUGCCAUGAAGAAGGGGGAGGAGCCUCCUACGCCCCCUCCACGGCCACAGAAAUCCCACUCCAGAGCUUCCUCUCUGGAUCUGAACAAAGUCUUUCAGCAGAGCAGCCCAGCUGUGAGGUCUGCCUGGCUGCCUCCGCCGCCCGCGCUGCCCCCUCGGCCGUCCGUGGCUCAGGCAGAGCAGCCCUCUGAGCUGGAAUUGCCUCCUCAGCUGAGCAGAGCCCCGGCACAGGCAGAAGAGAGCAGCCCAGCAAAAAAGGAGGUUGUCCUCGCUCAGCCACCCUCCAAACCUGCCCGCAGGAAGCUCCGGACAGAGGCACAAGGGCUGGAGACCCCUGAGAUGUCCCCCACUAUCAGUGUGACCUCUGCCCUGCCAGCAGCCAAGACUCACCUCUCAGUCCCAAGGCAGCCCUCCCGGCAGAAGAGGGCCAUCCAGACUGCCAUCCGCAAGAACAAGGAGGCCAACGCCGUGCUGGCCCGGCUCAACAGCGAGCUGCAGCAGCAGCUGAAGGAGGUGCACAAGGAGCGCAUCGCCCUGGAGACACAGCUGGAGCAGCUGCGCCCUGUCACCGUCCUCUGAGCCCCGCCGAGCCUGCCCUGCAGAGGAGCACCAGGCAGGGCCUCUGCCCAGGUGGGGAGAGGCAGCUUCGGGCUCUGCCUUGGCCCUGCCUUUGCAGCUGAAGAGGGCACAGGCGGCGAGGAGCUGCCUGCUGGGUGCCGGCGAGCAGAGAGCUGCUCUGCUUCUCCCUCUUCCCACCCGGAGAUGAAGGACCUGAGAGUGUUUUAUUUAUCUAGAGACUUCUUGGUUUGCCUGCAUCCUGGCAGUACCUCCUGCCAGCACCCCGAGGAGCUACAGCAUUCCCCAAGGCUUGCUUCGGUUUCCAACUCCUCCCCUGGAGGUGGACUUGUGGCUGUCACCGGAGGCUAGCGCCGCGGUGGGCUGCAGGACUCGGCAGGCACAGAGCCUUUGUCUGCAGGCAUGGCUCGGGUGAUGUUGUUCUAGCAGUGGUUGCCAUGGCUGGGUUUUGAUCUUAGAGACCUUGUAUUUUAGAGGGUCACACAGGAGAGCAGGAAAACAAACCUACAGAAACAGCAGAAAGGACUCAAAUUGGAUCCUUUUGGAAACUGCAAAAAACCCAACCUGGAUCAUUUCCCUUGGGCUAAAGCUGCUUCUGUCAGCAGGGUUGGAGCACUGCUUGCAGCUCCCACUGCCUCUGCACACCUUUAGCACCUCUGGGGUCACUGAGCUAGAGCUUUAUAGGCUUUUCUUUGAGGGGUUGCUUUACUUUUUCUUCUUUCUUUGUUUUUUAACCCAGAGCAUAUUUGUAAGGAGAGGCUAAACAUGUAUGGGGGGGGCACUUUUGAUAAAAGCUGUUCUAAGGA
Molecule: messenger RNA, 2753 nt
Organism: Pogoniulus pusillus (Red-fronted tinkerbird)
Lineage: Eukaryota; Metazoa; Chordata; Aves; Piciformes; Lybiidae
Gene: REPS2
Product: RALBP1 associated Eps domain containing 2
Exons: 18
Coding region: 34-1950 (638 amino acids)
Biological process (GO): clathrin-dependent synaptic vesicle endocytosis; endosomal transport
Cellular component (GO): cytoplasm; plasma membrane; intracellular vesicle
Molecular function (GO): protein binding; calcium ion binding; molecular adaptor activity
Source: RefSeq, a predicted model, not a curated record